Messenger RNA from Penicillium diatomitis, 3987 nucleotides. Its product is annotated as nucleoporin Nup120/160. NCBI's taxonomy places the organism in Eukaryota, Fungi, Ascomycota, Eurotiomycetes, Eurotiales, Aspergillaceae. The coding region runs from base 1 to 3987 and encodes 1328 amino acids. Gene Ontology annotation, molecular function: structural constituent of nuclear pore. Gene Ontology annotation, cellular component: nuclear pore. The transcript has 3 exons. The record is from RefSeq and is a predicted model, not a curated record.
AUGGCCAAAAUUUACAAAGACACACGGAUUGACCUCCGGUCUUCAUCACCGUCCACGACCGUGAAUGUUCAGGUCACGGUUGACGAGAGACCUACUCGCCGGCCUCGCUUUUCGAUCUCCUCUGCCCAAGAUCAGCCAGACAUCCCAAUCGCAAAGGACGAAGAAGAAUUCGCCCGGAGAUAUCUCGCAACACAAGGCGCAGUCUACUUUCGCAAGCGCAAGACCUACCCUAGAACCUUUUUGUGGAGAGUGGUCAAUGACAGCAAGGUCCUGGAGAUCCAGUGCGCGGACUUGACGAAGAGCGGCGCCGAACACCAUGAGCACAACAUCACUUUGCGACUGCACUUCAAUGACCGAAUUCUUCCAGCUGGAGUUGCAUUAUCGGACGCUGAAGAGCACGAAGUUCUGAGCGUCUUUGUCGUCACGGAAUCCAAGCAACUACAUACACUGUCUCUCCGAUCUGAGUUCUUCCGAAGGACGGACGCCAUUGACGACAAUGUCAGCGAAUGGUGUAAAACCUGCACCCCUGCGCCCUUGUCAUUCGCGAACCCCCACAGACUUCAUGCCAGUACUCCUCAAGAACUUUUCAUCUCCCUCGACAACGGUGCGCUCCUGCGACUGACCCGAAGAGCCGGCGAAGACGGCUCACACUGGACGCCGCUCACCUUCGACGAACGGACAUGGGGUGCAUCGAUCCGAGGACUGGUGAAGUGGCACGCGACCUCGUCGAUUAAGCACAAUGGACGAAACCUAGAUCUCAAUGUCGCAAACGCCAUCGCCACGACAUCUGACGACACCUAUGUCUUCGCCAUUUGCCUGAACCAUACCCUCAAAAUUUGGAAUCUUGCAACGAACAAGCUUGCGGCGACGAAGGAUCUUCUGGGUCGCACAAUGGACCCCGAAGCAGUCCCAUACACUUUGAACCCCGCUGAGAUGUCCUUCAUUCGGGUGUUCAACGCAGAGCGGGCGAUGGACGGUAGUCAUAGAUAUUAUGUCGUCACAUACUCUCCCUUCGACGACGGGCGCUUCAAGUUCUGGGCUGUCAAGGGAGGAUUGACCACCGACCUGGUCAUUGAGGACCUUUAUGCCGAUGCUCUUUUCCGGCCCCGGGACCCCGAUGUGACUGGGAACAUGUUCUGGAGUAUCGCAGAUUUCCAGGUGAAGUCAAUGGAGGAAGGGAAGGGCAUGGAGCUUUGGGUUUUGUGGAGAAAUCACGGUCUCUUUCAGCUCUACACCCUUCACUUCAAUUUGCAGACUCUCGUGACAGAUUGGACCUCAAAUUGGGUGUCAACAGCAGCUGAGACACACCGCCAGCAGACAUUGCCAGCAAACCAAUGCGAAGAGGCUGAGGACCCGACCGAGAAAUGGCUUGCUUACCUCAUGCACCCAACCCGUUACUUGCCCGAAGUUCUGGAGACUGCGUUGGCAGUGUACCAAGAGGCGAUCAGGCCGUUGUCCUCGACAUCAUCUGGUGUGUUGAAGAGAGACAUACCCUUGGCGGAGAGACUUUGCUCGACCAUCGCACAGACCGUUUCCCUGCGCAGAUACACCGAUGAUGAAAUGGAUUAUGCACGAUAUCGAACGGACACAGAUGCCAAGUGGCGUCAGUUUUGGCAAGUUGCUGAAGACCUCAACAAGCGCCGAUUCGAGCCAAUAUCUCUUGCUUACGACUCAUACCAUGACAUGCCCUGGCUUCUUCUUUCCGACUCAUGCGCCAUCGUAAGAGAAUGCAAUACCGCCGAACUACUACUACACAAUUCAAGUUCCGAACUUCGCCAGGAGGGACCCAAGAUUGUGGACCGAUGGCGACAUCGUAACUUGCACGCUGAGCUCGGCCACCUUUAUGAGCAAGCUUCCUCUUUGAUGAAGGUAGCAAUGGAAUUCAGGAAGAAGCUGUCCGCUGAGCUUGAUGCUGCUUGUCGCGCUGCUCUUGAAAGCGAGAUCUUUAAUGAACCUUCGUCCUCAAUCAACGAUCGCAUGGACACGUUCAGGGAGCGCUGCGAAUUUGGACAUCGCAUUUCGAACAAGACCUUUGAUGGUCUUGUCGCUGCCUUGAAUGAGUAUCAAGAUGCGGAAAACCUUUCAAGUGAUCCAUUCUAUGCCAUCAUUGACACCGUUCCGGUUGGUUUCAGUGGUAAAGAUUCCGGACUGACAUCGACUUCGUUCGGCGCACGAGCGAUCGUCGGUGGUGCUCUAGAAACUAUCUCACUGACGCGCCAAAUCUUGUACGAUCUACUAAUUCUGGUCAUCUUUGUCGACGGUGAGAUUGAACAAGGCGAGCGGUCAAGUUUCGAUGCCGCUGGCCUCUUUUCUAGUCUUGUCGACUCACUUCGCGAAUACGAAAUGAUCAACUGGCUCAGCUCAAACGUUCGGAAGUGUCCCGACCGCCCUGCUACUAGCACGACUUCUGAGGCGUCUACCCCAGUGAUUGUGUCCAAGGAAAAGAAGUCGGGUCUCAGGAAGAACAUGCGCACGGCCACUAUUCUCGAGGAUCUGUUUGUUGCAGACAUCAAGCCACGGCAACCGGUUGGCGUUCCCCAAAGCUACACACUCACGCUCGGAGUCAGAGAUCUGCUGGCCUGGAUCACAAGACCGGGUGAGGUUGCCUAUGCAAACGCGCUGGCAUAUAUUCAGUGCGAUUUAAUCGCUAAGAAUAAUAUCGAUCUCGCUUGGGAUUUCCUACGCUUCCAGUCAAGCACAUCUUGGGCAACCUACGUCAAGGGACGUCUGCAUGUUGCGAUGGCUGAAUUUGAUGUUGCAGCCAUCUAUUUCCGCAAAGCCGCGUAUCUUCUGUCUCGUGGCAAACCGCUGGGCAAUCUACACGAGAUGUCGUCCACUCUUCUGGACCUCGUUGAUGUCAAUUGCUUUCACAAUGGCAUCCCGAAAUACUACCAGCACAUCCUCUCUGUUUUCGAGCAAGUGCGCUCGUUCUCCCACGUUGCUGAAUUUGCUAGCCUGGCGCUGCAAGCUUUGGACUCGGAGCCCUGGGCCGAGCAAGACCCAGAGUACACUAGCAUUCGUACGGAUCUGCUCUCUCGCUUGUUCCUUGCUUCUUUGAAAACCUGUCAGUUUGAUCAAGCAUACUCUGCAUUGACUCGAUAUCAGGAUCUGGCCCUGCAGAGAUCCGCGCUCAAUUCUCUAAUCACCAACAUCCUUGCUGUCUCCGGCCCCGGUGCUACUGGGCUUAAGCAGAUUUUACGGUUCCCUACCACGCUUGUUCCGAACAUCGCUUCUCACAUUGACGAGAUCCUCAUGUCCCUCGCUCGGAAGCAAAAUACCUUCACGUCAUGGGUUGACAUUGACAAUCAGGAAGUUGAUGUUUCGUCAACCGAUUACAACCGCAUAUUGCAAGCUUAUCGAGUCGCUCGUAAUGAUUAUCGUGGAGCGGCUGAAAUAGCCUAUCGGAACGUGCAGCGCCUGCGUCAGGCAAGAGAUGCGCCAUCAACUGCCCUUCUCCGCAAGUCUCAGAGAGAUGUUGACUUUGCGCAUGUGCCUGAAGACGACCAGGAGAGCAAGGAGAUUCGGCAUGAGUUAUUAUCUCUGAUUAACUUGUUGGCAUCGGUCGACAAAAGUGAGGCCUACAUUCUUGUUGAAAUUGACUCGCCCGAAUCAAACGGUAAAGGACCAAAUUCCCUAUCUAGAAAACGCCGCUCAGCAGAUGAAGACGGCAAUGUCUUCACGGAGAAUGCUGAGCGUGACGCUUUUUCUCCCAGUGCGAGCAGGCGCAGAUCAUCGAGUGGAGCGUCUUUCAGUCCUUCUGAUCGCCGUGUCAGCGUCUCUUCGAUUGGCAAUAGUCGUGGCAGCGUUUCUUUCCAACCGCAGACUGAUGCCCCUCAGAAGCGCGUUAUUGUCACCCUUACCCACCUUCGUCGUGAGUACCAGUCUGAGCUUGAUCGCGUGAGCCGCAUCGAGCGCGGUGAUUGGGAGUUUGGAUUGCUUGGAGAUGACGAGGAGGCGAUGGAUGAUGACACAAUGGAGAUUUCCUAG